This is a messenger RNA of Thecamonas trahens ATCC 50062, 773 nucleotides long. RefSeq lists its product as uncharacterized. Bases 43 to 696 code for a protein of 217 amino acids. Gene Ontology annotation, cellular component: nucleus; cytoplasm. The transcript has a single exon. Lineage: Eukaryota; Apusomonadida; Apusomonadidae. The record is from RefSeq and is a predicted model, not a curated record. Gene Ontology annotation, biological process: protein import into nucleus.
CGUCUGGCUGGGCGGUUGUGGCUCGACCUGCUGCUCGCCACCAUGCUUCUGACGGCUGUGAUGGCGGUGGCAGUGGCGGGUGAGGAUGGUGGUCAACGCGGAAGAGACCUUGGUGAGGUUGGCCCAGAGUUGUGGGCGGACAAGGUCCAGGUCAAGCCGGUGGUGUUUGGCGCGGGUGCGGCCGAGGUGCGAGCAACGGAGGACGACGACGGCAAGAACGGAAACGUGGUGGCCGAGGUGAUGCUGGCGAGUGAGAGCGGGAGGCUUGGGUCGCAAGCGUUCAAUUGCUCGGAGCGGACGUCCUGCACGGCGUGCAAGGCGCAUUCGUCGUGCGGCUGGUGCCAGUCGACCAAGAGCUGCUCCAAGGGAUCGUUCCUGGGUCCGGAUCACGGCACGUGCGACGACUGGCGCAAGAGCUUCUGCUUUGUGGCGGACAAGUGGCUGCUGGUGGGCGGGGCAGGCCUGCUGUUCCUCAUCCUCUCUGCACUCUGCUGCUGUGUGUACUGCAAGUGCCGGGCGCGGUCGAAGCGCAAGACACAGAGUCUGCUGGACGACUACGAGCGCUGGGUGGACGACAUGGAGAAGUCAACUUCGGCAACGCCUCGGACCAACGCACGGCGGGAGCAGAUGAAUGCCAAGUACGGGCACCUCAUGCCCAAGUCACCAUCAACCAACGGCUCGUACGGUGCCAUCUGAGCAAUCAGCGCGCGUCCGUGGAGAUAAUGUCCGGUGAGGAGAGGCCUCAUCCAACAAAGUGUUCAACAGAGAGCAGA